This is a messenger RNA of Protobothrops mucrosquamatus (brown spotted pit viper), 1191 nucleotides long. It is a transcript of the gene STK35, whose product is annotated as serine/threonine kinase 35. Bases 1 to 1191 code for a protein of 396 amino acids. Gene Ontology annotation, molecular function: protein serine/threonine kinase activity; ATP binding. Gene Ontology annotation, cellular component: autophagosome; cytoplasm. The transcript has 2 exons. NCBI's taxonomy places the organism in Eukaryota, Metazoa, Chordata, Lepidosauria, Squamata, Viperidae. The record is from RefSeq and is a predicted model, not a curated record. Gene Ontology annotation, biological process: autophagy; autophagosome organization; positive regulation of autophagy.
AUGGCAACGGGCGGCGACGGUGGCCGCCGAGGGACAGAAAGGCUGCCCGAGCGGCGCCUGAGGCGCGCCGAGCGCGAGCGGCCUCCGCCGCCGCUGCCGCUUCUGAGGGCCGCCGCGGCUUCCGCCAUGGAAGGCCGGCCGAGCCAGGCCUCGCCGGCGGGAAAAGCCUCCCCUCCUCCUCCGCCGCGCUACCGCCUGGUGUCGGAGAUCGGGCGCGGGGCCUACGGCGUGGUCUACGAGGCGGUGUCCGGCCGGAGCGGCGCCCGGCUGGCCGUCAAGCGUCUCCGCUGCGACGCGCCGGAGAACGUGGAGCUGGCGCUGGCCGAGUUCUGGGCCCUGACCAGCCUGCGCCGCCACCACCCCAACGUGGUGCGCUUCGAGGAGUGCGUCCUGCAGCGCGACGGGCUCGGGCAGCGCAUGAGCCACGGCAACAAGCAGAGCGCGCUCUACCUGCGCCUGGUCGAGACCUCGCUCAAAGGUGAGAGGAUUCUGGGCUACGCCGAGGAGCCUUGCUACUUGUGGUUCGUCAUGGAGUACUGCGAAGGGGGAGACCUGAACCAGUACAUCCUCUCGCGCCGGCCCGACCCGGCCACCAACAAGAGCUUCAUGCUCCAGCUGACCAGCGCCAUCGCUUUCCUGCACAAAAACCACAUCGUGCACAGGGACCUGAAGCCGGACAACAUCCUGAUCACCGAGCAGUCGGGCGCGCCGGUGCUCAAAGUGGCCGAUUUCGGGCUGAGCAAGGUGUGCGCCGGCUUGGCCGCCCGAGGCAAGGAGGGCGGGGACGACGAGCACCAUGUGAAUGUGAACAAGUACUGGCUGUCCUCGGCUUGCGGCUCGGACUUCUACAUGGCUCCCGAAGUGUGGGAGGGACACUACACCGCCAAGGCGGACAUCUUUGCGCUGGGCAUCAUCAUCUGGGCCAUGAUCGAGCGGAUCACCUUUAUCGACGCCGAGACCAAGAAGGAGCUCUUGGGCACUUACAUCAAGCAGGGGACGGAGAUUGUACCUGUGGGGGAAGCGCUGCUGGAAAACCCCAGGAUGGUGUUGCACAUUCCUCAGAAACGCAGGACUUCCAUGUCUGAAGGGAUCAAGCAGCUCCUGAAGGACAUGUUGGCUGCUAAUCCCCAGGACCGGCCGGAUGCCUUUGAGCUGGAAUCCAGGAUGGACCAGGUUACGUGUGCUGCUUAA